Messenger RNA from Bombus impatiens (common eastern bumble bee), 557 nucleotides. RefSeq lists its product as uncharacterized. The transcript has 2 exons. The coding region runs from base 35 to 523 and encodes 162 amino acids. Lineage: Eukaryota; Metazoa; Arthropoda; Insecta; Hymenoptera; Apidae. The record is from RefSeq and is a predicted model, not a curated record.
AAAAAGGAAUAUUGUAGUAAUAUGACAACAACUUAUGAUUUGUGUUAUAAUAUUUUACCAAAAAGUUUUAAAGGACCAAAAAUUAGAUCUUACAAUGCAAGGUAUAUAUCAUUUUGUGUUAGUUAUAAGUAUCUCAGUUAAUUAUAAUUAUCUCAGUGCUUUAAUGUUAUAUUCAUGUUCUAUAAAAUUUAUAUUUUGUACUUGGAGACAGAGGAAAUGGGUCCCUGAACAGGAUCUGAUGAAAAGUUUUGGUACAUUAACUCAAUUUGGCUUAAGAGAAGCAUUAAAAGACGAAUUGUACAAGAAUUCACAAGAAGGAAUAGCCAAAUGUCAAUGGUGGUCUACUUAUAGGGAAGAAAUUGGGGAGUUAAAGCUAUUAAAUAUUGAACAAGAUACUCAAUUUCACAGACGAAAAGUGAAUUUUAAUGUGCCAGAUCUUAGACAUUUCGAGCGUAAAUUAUCAGGUUCUGAACAGUGUUUACACCCAUUGAAAGUUAAAAAUUCAGUGUCACAUGCAAAUUGAGAAUAUGAUAAUAUAAAAUAUAUUUGUCCAUUAA